This is a messenger RNA of Dermacentor albipictus, 2022 nucleotides long. RefSeq lists its product as uncharacterized. The record is from RefSeq and is a predicted model, not a curated record. Lineage: Eukaryota; Metazoa; Arthropoda; Arachnida; Ixodida; Ixodidae.
GCUAUGGCAUUCAAAAGGAGGGUGCUUAAGUGGCGAUAAGAAAAGAAGCAAAGCAAGCUGGCACCAAAGCAGCACCGAUUUUGAUGCAACUUAUUCACCGGCCCAUCGUUUCCCUGCGCUACAUGACUGCCUUUCUGUCUUGACUUCAGGAGAUGACGAGGACUCCGACUUCAAGGUAGCCAUCAUCGCCUUGAUCUUCUGCAUCAUGUUCAUGGCCGUACUCGCACUGAUCGUCUUUGUCCUCGCUGGUGGUAGUAGCAACGACGAGGACGAAGACGCCGUGAACGCGACUUCGAGAAACGCCACGUCGGGUGUCACUGUGCCGGGCGUGAAACCGGCGAAUAACCUGCCACCGCCGCCCGCACGCGCCACUCUGCCUCACGAGCCGUUGGAGGAAGCCACGACUCCAGCGGAAUCUUCAACUCUGGAGCGGACCGACUUCACCGAACCCCAUCAUGAUUUGCCAAGCACGCCGAGGGCAACACCGCGUGUAUUCACUACAGCUGAGAGGACUCAAUAUCUGUUGACCACCGCACCAGCUACGCAGCCGACUACCACGAAGCCGACUGCGCAGCGAACCGCUGCGCCUACCACGAGGCCGACCACCAAGCCGAUUACGAAGCCCCAUGCGCUACCGACGGGAUCCACGACUCCGCCGGUCAAGGAGAUCGUGUGCACCGUGAGCCACUCCGCGGUCACGGAUUCCAUGUACCCGCCGGACAAGUACUGCGACUACCUGUACUACUGCGAGGUGGUCCUCUCGGAACACGAACUGCACGGCGCCGUGGACGACGUCAGCUGGGCGCUGUUCCAAAAGAAAGCGGCGAGGAGGACUUACCGUCGUGUCAAAGUCGGCGUCGCCUUCGACUACCGCUAUAUCACGGCACGGAUGUUAGACGGCGCCAGAGCCGCUCUGUCGGGCCUGUCCCAGAAGAACAUCAAGCACUACGGCCUGCUGAACGUUGUCGUUUCCCUCGGAGAACUCGUAUCGACGGUGACGGCGCUUAAAUCGGUCCUCGAAAAGCUCAAAUUCAUGCCAGGCAAUGUUACCGAGAGGAAGACCAUCAUGGCCAUAGGACUGUACGAUUACAGCGAAGGGAAUGCGUGGAAGACGUACAAGGACGUGGUCAAGAACGUCGUCGACACUUACAAGGUCGACACCGUGAUCGCCAUUUCCUCGGCUGUUCAAGCGAGGAGCGAGUCCGAGUGCUACGCCGUGCCUCCGACGGCUCUUUACUCUCCGAACCCGAAGUUCAUUGGCCUGAUGAACCAGUCCGAGCUGGUGGCGCCCUGGUACCCGUACGAGAACCAAAUGGCGGUGGUGGGUCUCUCACUCGAGCUCGGAACGCUGCUAUACUACCUGCGUAACGACGCCCAGACCGAGCAGGACAUCCCGUACGCUCCAUGCGUCGACGCAAGCAUGACCAGCCUCGACGUGAUUUGCGCGCACGGUCAAUACACGCCGAUCAGUCGCGAUGGCAACCCCGUUGCUGUCGCCAGAUAUGCGUCGACGUCAUCCAAGAAGAAAGUCUUCUUGGCGGAGAUACCCUUGACUUUCAGCAACAAGUAUCAACGAAUGGCCACCGGUGCAGGCUUUCGCAACCGUAUGGCGUGGCUGUUGUACAACGUUCACCUCGGGGACCACACCAGGCAUUGCUUCCCACCGUUCGCCGCCCUCGAGAAGGUCUGUCAGCAUUUCAAGGACCCUUCGUCUUGCUAGGACGCCGUGACCUCAAUGGAACUUCUAGUUAGCAUCAAUCGUGGACGCGACCGCGACGUCACCUCAUACGCUACACAUAUGUGACGAUGGCCACAGAUGCUUACAUAUAGCUUCUAGCGGGAAGAGCCGGCGUCUCGGCGAAAGCUGCUUUACUAUAACAGUCAUUAAUGUGUGUAUGUUGUCACAUUGUUGUUGGUAUUUUUCGAUUUUAGCAAAUUUCACUCUUUGAAUUUCUCGCUCGUGCGCUGUCUGGCGAUAUCUGUGUGCCCAAUAAACAUAUUUGUGCACACAACCUGGUCACA